AGAAUAACAAUGUCGAUCGCCCAACAACUCAUGGAUAUGGGCUUCCCAGCCGACAAAGCCGAGGCCGCCGCCGGAAACAACAGAAAUCUCGAUCAGGCGUUGGAUUGGAUUGAGAAGGACGGAGCCGGUGUACCAAUGGAGACAGAUGCUCCAGCUCAAGCUGCUCCAGGAGCCGCUGACAGUGGUGCACCCCCGGUAGCCGCCAGUUUUAAGUGUGAUGACUGCGGAAAGCUUCUCGCCAACGAUGAUGCUAUCAUGUUCCACGCUUCGAAGACAAAGCACGAGAAUUUCAGCGAAAGCUCGGAAGCUAUCAAGCCUCUCACUGCAGAGGAAAAGGCCGCAAAAGUCCUGGAAAUCCGAGAAAAAAUCAAAGUCCAUCAGGCCAAAAAGGCAAAGCUCGAGGCCGAAGAGAAUCGUGAGAAGGAGAAAAAGCGUCGUGAGGAUGGAAAAGCCAUGAUCAGCCAUAAAGAAGCCGCCAGAGAUCGUGAAAUUCGAGAAGCCGCUCAAGAUCGUCGCCGCGAAAAGAACGAAGACGAAAUCGCCAGAAAACGAGUUCUCGAGCAAAUCCGGCUUGACAAGGAAGCCCGUAAGGCAAAAGCUUCAGGCCAACCGGUUCCAGAGGCAAAGCCUGCUCCGUCUGCAGCUCCAGUUGCUCCGCCAAAAGACUACUCAACUACAACUCUUCAAUUCCGACUUCUCGAUGGACAAACUGUUAGACAACAGUUUGAAGCUAAUGAGCCGCUCGCAAUGGUCCGCGCCUGGGUCGAAACUAAUCACGCAAACGGUGUUCCGUUCACCCUGAUGACCCCAUUCCCCCGCAAAGUGUUCACCGAGGAUGAUAUGGGAACACCGCUCAAAGUUCUCAAUUUGGUACCAUCCGCCAACGUCAUUCUCAACCGUGCCGCCUGAAUCUUCAAAACUAAAUUCCCACAAUUUACUGCUAAUUUUCUCUCCCCCCUCUCCCGAAUGCUGGUAUCACUUGUAAACUAAACAUGUAUAUUGAGCAUGUAUAAAAAUUUUCCGAU
Molecule: messenger RNA, 1025 nt
Organism: Caenorhabditis elegans
Lineage: Eukaryota; Metazoa; Nematoda; Chromadorea; Rhabditida; Rhabditidae
Gene: ubxn-1
Product: UBX domain-containing protein 1
Exons: 5
Coding region: 10-909 (299 amino acids)
Cellular component (GO): perinuclear region of cytoplasm
Source: RefSeq, marked reviewed